This is a messenger RNA of Myotis brandtii (Brandt's bat), 15474 nucleotides long. RefSeq names its product dynein, axonemal, heavy chain 5 (gene DNAH5). NCBI's taxonomy places the organism in Eukaryota, Metazoa, Chordata, Mammalia, Chiroptera, Vespertilionidae. The record is from RefSeq and is a predicted model, not a curated record. The transcript is spliced from 77 exons. Gene Ontology annotation, molecular function: ATP hydrolysis activity; minus-end-directed microtubule motor activity; ATP binding. The annotation marks the transcript as partial. Gene Ontology annotation, cellular component: dynein complex. Gene Ontology annotation, biological process: microtubule-based movement.
CUGAAGGAAGAGAAGGAAGCCAAGCGGGCGCGUUUGGACGGUAGGCAUGACUACCUAUUUGGGAUUGUAGCUUCCUGCGUGGACUUGAACAAAGCCGAGGUGGAGGAUGCCAUUCUUGAGGGGAGUCAGAUUGAAAGAAUUGAUCGGCUUUUUGCUGUUGGAGGUCUUCGUCACCUCAUGUUUUACUAUCAGGAUGUGGAGGUAGCAGAAACAGGACAACCAAGCUCUUCAGGAGGAGUAAAUCCUAUUUCUGCAAAGACUAAAAAACCUAAAGUGUUCGUGACGGAGGGAAAAGAUGUUGCUCUGACUGGAGUAUGUGUGUUCUUCAUCAGGCCCGACCCUUCCAGAGCCAUCACCCCCGAGAACAUCCACCGGGAGGUGAGCUUUAACAUGUUGGAUGCUGCAGAUGGGGGCCUGCUCAAUAGCAUGCGGCGUUUGCUGUCGGACAUCUUCAUUCCCGCGCUCAGGGCCAUGGGCCAGGGCUGGGGUGAGCUUGAGGGGCUUCAGGAAGCACCCGCCAUUCGGCAGGAGUUCCUGAGCUCUCUGGAAGGCUUUGUGAGCGUCCUGUCGGGCGCGCAGGAGAGUUUGAAGGAGAAGGUGAACCUUCAAAAGUGUGACAUAUUUGAACUGAAAACCCUGAAAGAACCGAUAGACUACGUGACUCUAGCUAAUAACCCCGAGACUUUGGGAAAAAUAGAAGGUUGUAUGAAAGUAUGGAUCAAACAAGUAGAACAGGUCCUCGCGGAAAACAAUCAGCUGCGGAGGGAAGCGGAUGACCUUGGGCCCCGAGCGGAGUUGGAGCACUGGAAAAAGAGACUGUCCAAGUUUAACUACCUUUUGGAUCAAUUGAAAAGCCCAGAUGUGAAGGCUGUGUUGGCAGUGCUUGCUGCUGCCAAGUCGAAACUUCUGAAGACUUGGCGGGAGAUGGAUAUUCGAAUCACCGAUGCAGCUAACGAGGCAAAGGACAAUGUCAAAUAUUUGUACACACUUGAAAAAUGCUGUGACCCCUUGUACAGCAGUGACCCUAUAUCCAUGAUUGAUGCUAUUCCUACACUUAUAAAUGCAAUUAAAAUGAUCUAUAGUAUCUCUCAUUAUUAUAACACCUCUGAGAAGAUUACGUCUCUGUUUGUAAAGGUGACCAAUCAGAUGAUAUCUGCAUGUAAAGCUUAUAUUACGAACAAUGGAACCGCUUCUGUGUGGAGCCAGCCACAGGAUGUUGUUGUGGAAAAAAUAUUAUCUGCAAUUAAACUUAAGCAGGAAUACCAGCUCUGCUUUCACAAAACAAAACAAAAGCUUAAACAAGAUCCAAAUGAAAAACAAUUUGAAUUCAGCGAGAUGUAUAUUUUUGGAAAAUUUGAAACUUUCCACCGACGUCUUGCUAAGAUAUUAGACAUCUUUACAGCCUUUAAGACAUACUCGGUCCUGCAAGAUUCGAAAAUUGAAGGGCUGGAAGACAUGGUCACUAAAUACCAGGGUAUUGUUGCCACCAUAAAGAAGAAGGAAUAUAAUUUCUUAGACCAGCGGAAAGUGGAUUUUGACCAGGAUUAUGAACAGUUUUGCAAGCAGACUGAUGACCUUCAUAAAGAGUUGCAGAACUUCAUGGAUGUUACAUUUGAAAAGAUUAGAAACACAAAUCAAGCUCUAAGUAUGUUAAAGAAAUUUGAAAGAUUGAAUAUACCCAAUCUUGGUAUUGAUGACAAAUAUCGGUGCAUCCUCAAAAACUAUGGGGCUGACAUUGAUAUGAUUGCAAAGCUGUAUACAAAGCAGAAGUGUGAUCCUCCGUUGGCCCGAGACCAGCCUCCCAUUGCCGGGAAGAUUCUGUGGGCCCGUCAGCUCUUCCACAGGAUUCAGCAACCAAUGCAGCUUUUCCAGCAGCACCCCAGCGUGCUUCGGACGGCGGAAGCCAGACCCGUGAUCCGUAACUACAACAGGGUGGCCAAGGUACUCCUGGAGUUUGAGGUUCUCUACCACAGGGCGUGGCUUCAACAAAUUGAAGGAAUUCACAUAGGACUUGAGGCUUCUUUAUUGGUGAAGGCUCCAGGCACGGGAGAAUUGUUUGUAAACUUUGACCCUCAGAUAUUGACCUUUUUUAGAGAAACAGAGUGCAUGUCACAGAUGGGUCUGGAGGUUUCAUCCCUGGCAGCUGCCCUUUUCCAGAAGCGGGAUAUCUGGCUAUUGACCCCCAUUUCAUUGCAGAUGAUGCUGGCUGAAUAUCAGAGAGUGAAGUCAAAAAUGCCUCCCAUCAUAGAGCCACUGAUGGUCCCUCACUUGGCUAAAGUGGACGAGGCUCUCCAACCCGGCCUGGCCGCACUGACCUGGACAUCCCUGAACAUUGAGACAUACUUGAAACACGCUUUUGCUAAGAUCAAGGACCUGGAAUUGCUGGUUGACAGGGUCAACGAUUUGAUCGAGUUCCGCAUUGAUGCGGUUCUGGAAGAAAUGAGCAGCACGGCUCUUUGUCAGCUCCCCCAGGAGGAGCCGCUUACCUGCGAAGAGUUUCUCCAAAUGACAAAGGACCUUUGUGUAAAUGGUGCUCAGAUACUACACUUUAAAAGCUCAUUAGUGGAGGAAGCAGUCAAUGAGCUAAUAAAUAUGUUGCUAGAUGUGGAAGUUCCAUUCAAAGAAGAAAGUGAAAAAGUCUCCAAUGUGAAUGGUGCUGAUUCAAAAAACAAAAGUUCAGUAACAGCAAAAAGAGAAGGACAUUCCGACACCUCGACAUCUUCCCUUAAUGCUGACUCAGGCUUCCUGCCUUUGGUGACAAUCACGAGAAAGAAGAAAGAGGCUGAGAUCUUAGAGGAAGAAGCCUGCGAGUUGCUCUCUCAUUUCAAUCACCAAAACAUGGAUGCUCUUCUGAAGGUUACAAGGAAUACACUAGAGGCCAUUCGCAAGCGAAUUCAUUCAUCCAACACGAUUAGCUUCCGGGAUAGUAACAGUGCAUCUCAGAUGAAGCCGAAUGGUCGGCCCAUUUUCCGGGCAGGCAUCACUCUGGCCAUUCCCAACAUUUCCAUGGUCCCUGCUCUGGAGGAUGUACAGCAAACGCUGAACAAAGCUGUGGAGUGCAUCGUCAACGUCACCAAAGGGGUUAGACAAUGGAGCAGUGAGCCGUGGUCCAAGAGAAAGAUGCAUGAAAGAAAAAUGGUUGCUUUGCAGAAUAAGGAAGACAGUGAUUCUGAUGUUGAAAUGGGAGAAAACGAACCUCAAGAUACCUUUGAGAUAGCAUCUGUGAACUUACCCAUUCCUGUGCAACCCAGGAACUACUAUAAGAGUGUUUCUGACAACAAAGAUAUUGUAAAAUUAGUCUCUGUGCUUGGCACUAUCAUCAACUCCACCAAGAAGGAAAUUAUUGCAUCCAUGGAUUGCUUCAAAUGCUACAAUCACAUUUGGCAAAAGGAGAAAGAAGAAACCCUCAUGACGUUUAUUAUGAAAAACCCCUUGCUUCCUGAAUUUGAAUCCCAGAUUCUCUAUUUCCAAAACCUAGAGCAGAAGAUUAAUGCUGAGCCUGAAUAUAUCUCUGUCGGCACCAUUGCUCUGUACACAGCUGACUUGAAGUUCACCUUGACGUCUGAGACAAAGGCCUGGAUGGUUGUCAUCGGCCGUCACUGUAACAAAAAAUAUAGGAGUGAGAUGGAAAAUGUUUUUGCACUUGUUGAAGAGUUCAGUAAGAAAUUGAAUCGUCCAAUUAAAGACCUAGAUGAUAUUCGGAUUGCUAUGGUGGCACUGAAGGAAAUCAGGGAGCAGCAGAUUGUCAUUGACUUUCAAAUAGGACCCAUCGAGGAAUCCUAUGCCCUACUUAACAAAUAUGGGCUUCUGAUAGCAAAGGAGGAGAUGGACAAAGUUGAUACUCUGCAUUAUGCCUGGGAGAAGCUUCUGGCACGUGCCAGUGAAGUUCAGAAUGAACUAGCCUCACUGCAGCCUGGUUUCAGGAAAGAGCUUAUUAGUACUGUGGAGGUCUUCUUCCAAGACUGUCAGCAGUUCUAUUUGGACUAUGAUUUGAAUGGCCCAAUGGCUAGCGGCUUGAAACCCCAGGAAGCCAGUGAUAGGCUUAUCAUGUUUCAGAAUCAAUUUGAUAAUAUCUAUCGGAAGUACAUCACCUAUACUGGGGGAGAGGAGCUUUUUGGUCUGCCAGUUACCCAGUAUCCUCAGCUUCUCGAAAUAAAGAAGCAACUAAAUCUUCUCCAGAAAAUAUACACUCUGUACAACAGCGUUAUAGAAGCUGUAAAUAGCUACCACGAUAUUCUGUGGUCAGAAGUAAAUAUUGAAAAAAUCAACAAUGAACUUUUAGAGUUCCAGAACAGAUGUCGGAAGCUGCCCCGGGCAGCAAAGGACUGGCAGGCUUUUCUGGAUCUGAAGAAGACCAUCGAUGAUUUCAGCGAGUGCUGCCCCCUGCUGGAACACAUGGCCAGCAAGGCCAUGAUGGACAGGCACUGGGCAAGGAUAACUGCUCUCACUGGGCAUAGUCUGGAUGUGGGGAAUGAAACUUUUAAGUUAAGGAACAUCAUGGAGGCACCUCUUCUGAAAUACAAAGAGGAAAUAGAGGACAUCUGCAUCGGUGCCGUGAAAGAGAGAGACAUUGAGCAAAAGCUGAAGCAAGUGGUGAACGAAUGGGACAGCAAAACCUUCACAUUUGGCAGCUUUAAAACUCGCGGAGAACUCCUCCUGCGAGGAGACAGCACCUCGGAAAUCAUCGCCAGCAUGGAGGACAGCUUGAUGUUGCUGGGCUCCCUACUGAGCAACAGGUACAAUAUGCCAUUCAAAGCCCAGAUUCAGAAAUGGGUGCAGUUACUUUCCAACUCGACAGACAUCAUCGAGAACUGGAUGCUGGUGCAGAACCUGUGGAUUUACUUAGAGGCCGUCUUUGUGGGAGGAGAUAUUGCCAAGCAACUUCCCAAGGAAGCCAAGCGCUUUUCCAAUAUAGAUAAGUCUUGGGUGAAGAUCAUGAAUCGGGCACACGAAAUGCCAAAUGUGGUUCAGUGUUGUGUCGGAGAUGAAACCAUGGGGCAGCUAUUACCACACUUGCUGGACCAGUUGGAAAUAUGCCAGAAAUCCCUUACUGGAUACUUGGAGAAAAAACGACUUUGCUUUCCUCGCUUCUUCUUCGUCUCGGACCCGGCCCUUCUGGAGAUUCUGGGGCAGGCCUCGGAUGCGCACACUAUACAAGCCCACCUGCUGAAUGUGUUUGACAACAUUAAAAGUGUCAAGUUCCAUGAGAAGAUCUAUGAUCGCAUUCUGUCAAUUUCCUCUCGAGAGGGUGAGACGAUUGAAUUGGAUAAACCUGUGAUGGCAGAGGGCAAUGUGGAAGUUUGGCUCAAUUCUCUCCUGGAGGAAUCUCAGUCCUCAUUACAUCAUGUGAUUCGCCAGGCAGCUGAAAAUAUUCAAGAAACAAGUUUCCAACUGAUUGAAUUUCUUUCUUCCUUCCCUGCUCAGGUUGGAUUAUUAGGAAUUCAGAUGAUAUGGACACGGGAUUCAGAAGAAGCCCUUAGAAAUGCCAAGUUUGAUAAAAAAAUCAUGCAGAAAACCAAUCAGUCUUUCUUGGAGCUGCUGAACACAUUGAUAGACCUCACAACCAAGGAUCUGAGCUCCAUGGAACGAGUUAAAUAUGAGACUUUGAUCACUAUUCACGUGCACCAACGGGAUAUCUUUGAUGACCUGUGUCAGAUGCAUAUCAAGAGCCCUACAGACUUUGAGUGGCUGAAACAGUGCAGAUUUUAUUUUAAGGAAGAUUCUGACAAGAUGAUGAUUCACAUCACAGAUGUGGCUUUCAUAUACCAGAAUGAAUUUUUAGGCUGCACUGACAGGCUUGUCAUAACUCCACUCACAGACAGGUGUUACAUCACGUUGGCCCAGGCUCUGGGAAUGAGCAUGGGAGGAGCCCCCGCUGGACCUGCAGGAACGGGCAAAACAGAAACCACCAAGGAUAUGGGACGAUGUCUUGGGAAAUAUGUUGUGGUUUUCAAUUGUUCGGACCAGAUGGAUUUCCGAGGGCUUGGACGGAUUUUUAAAGGACUGGCACAGUCUGGAUCCUGGGGUUGUUUUGAUGAAUUUAAUCGUAUCGAUCUACCAGUUCUCUCAGUUGCAGCCCAGCAAAUUUCCAUUAUUUUGACAUGCAAAAAGGAGCAUAAGACAUCUUUUAUUUUUACUGAUGGAGAUAGAGUGACUAUGAACCCUGAAUUUGGACUUUUUCUAACCAUGAAUCCUGGCUAUGCUGGGCGGCAGGAACUCCCCGAAAACUUGAAGAUUAACUUCCGCUCCGUGGCCAUGAUGGUCCCUGACCGUCAGAUUAUCAUAAGGGUGAAGUUGGCUAGCUGCGGCUUCAUUGACAACAUUGUUUUGGCCAGGAAGUUUUUCACGCUCUACAAGCUAUGUGAAGAGCAGCUUUCUAAGCAGAUCGAUGAGGAUGAACCCUUAUUUUUGAGUUUGAUUGAAGAUCUCUUCCCAAAUAUUCUUCUGGACAAGGCAGGCUACCCUGAGCUGGAGGCGGCAAUUGAUAGGCAGGUGGAAGAAGCUGGUUUAAUCAGCCAUCCUCCUUGGAAACUGAAAGUCAUCCAGCUGUUUGAAACACAGAGAGUGCGGCAUGGAAUGAUGACCCUGGGGCCUAGUGGAGCAGGGAAAACCACCUGCAUCCACACCUUGAUGAAAGCCAUGACAGAUUGUGGAAAACCACACCGGGAAAUGAGGAUGAACCCCAAAGCGAUUACGGCCCCACAGAUGUUUGGUCGGCUCGACGUGGCCACGAACGACUGGACUGAUGGGAUAUUUUCUACUCUUUGGAGGAAAACAUUGAGAGCUAAGAAAGGGGAGCAUAUCUGGAUAGUUCUUGAUGGUCCAGUCGAUGCCAUCUGGAUUGAAAAUCUGAACUCUGUUUUGGAUGAUAACAAAACUCUAACCCUUGCCAAUGGCGAUCGGAUUCCCAUGGCUCCAAACUGCAAGAUUAUUUUUGAGCCUCAUAACAUUGACAAUGCUUCUCCUGCUACCGUCUCAAGGAAUGGAAUGGUUUUCAUGAGUUCUUCUAUCCUGGAUUGGAGUCCUAUUCUGGAGGGCUUUCUUAAAAAACGCUCACCUCAAGAAGCUGAAAUCCUUCGGCAGCUGUACACCAAAUCUUUCCCCGCCCUGUAUCGCUUCAGUAUUCAGAACUUAGAACACAAGAUGGAGAUGCUCGAGGCCUUUGUCAUCAUGCAGAGCAUUAACAUGCUGCAAGGUCUGAUCCCUCCGAAGGAACAGGGUGUGGAGGUCACGCCAGGGCACCUGGGAAGGCUGUAUGUCUUCUCCCUGAUGUGGAGCAUGGGGGCCCUGCUGGAGCUGGGGGGUCGGCGCCGGCUGGAGCACUGGCUGUGGUCUCAGGAAGCACUGGCCUUGGACCUGCCGCCUGUAUCCGGGACCAACGACACCAUGUUUGACUAUUACGUCACAUCUGAUGGUAAAUGGAUGCACUGGAACACCUGUACCGAGGAAUAUGAGUACCCACCUGACACCACCCCAGAAUAUGGCUCCAUCCUGGUGCCGAAUGUGGACAAUGUGAGGACGGACUUCCUAAUUAAAACCAUCGCUAAACAGGGCAAGGCUGUGCUGUUAAUCGGUGAGCAAGGAACAGCUAAGACAGUCAUAAUGAAAGGAUUUAUGUCAAAAUACAAUCCUGAAAGUCACAUGACCAAGAGUCUGAACUUUUCUUCUGCAACCACCCCACUCAUGUUUCAGAGGACAGUAGAGAGUUAUGUGGAUAAACGCAUGGGUACAACAUAUGGCCCUCCUGCAGGAAAGAAGAUGACUGUUUUUAUCGAUGAUGUGAAUAUGCCAAUUAUCAAUGAGUGGGGAGACCAGGUUACUAACGAGAUAGUACGGCAGCUGAUGGAACAGAGUGGUUUUUAUAACCUAGAGAAGCCUGGGGAGUUUACCAGCAUUGUGGACAUUCAGCUUUUGGCAGCCAUGAUCCAUCCGGGGGGUGGACGCAAUGAUAUACCCCAAAGACUCAAGAGGCAGUUCUCUAUAUUUAACUGCACGUUGCCCUCGGAUGCUUCCAUGGACAAGAUCUUUGGUGUCAUUGGGACAGGCUACUACUGUAUGCAAAGGGGUUUCUCAGAGGAAGUGAGAGAUUCAGUGACAAAACUGGUUCCCCUGACACGCCGACUGUGGCAGAUGACGAAGAUGAAAAUGCUCCCCACCCCUGCAAAAUUCCAUUACGUAUUUAACCUUCGAGAUCUUUCCAGGAUCUGGCAGGGAAUGCUGAACACCACCUCAGAGGUUAUCAAGGAACCAGAUGAACUGUUAAGGCUCUGGAAGCAUGAGUGUAAACGCGUGAUAGCUGAUCGUUUCACGGUGUCAGACGAUGUGACCUGGUUUGAUAAGGCUUUAGUAAGUUUGGUGGAGGAGGCGUUUGGUGAAGAGAAAAAACUCUUGGUGGAUUGUGGAAUCGACGCUUAUUUUGUGGAUUUCUUGAGGGAUGCACCCGAAUUGACAGGAGAAACAUCUGAAGAGGCUGAUACUGAGAUGCCCAAAGUUUAUGAGCCAAUUGAGUCUUUUGAUCACCUAAAGGAGCGUUUGAAUAUGUUCCUGCAGCUCUAUAAUGAGAGUGUCCGUGGUGCCGGCAUGGAUUUGGUGUUCUUCGAGGAUGCGAUGGUCCACUUAGUCAAGAUCUCACGCAUCAUUCGCACUCCCCGGGGAAAUGCCCUCUUAGUUGGGGUUGGUGGAUCGGGAAAGCAAAGCCUGACAAGGUUGGCUUCGUUCAUUGCUGGCUAUACUUUCUUCCAGAUCACACUGACAAGAUCCUACAACACAUCAAAUCUGAUGGAAGACCUGAAAAUUUUGUAUAGAACAGCUGGUCAGCAAGGCAAAGGAAUCACUUUUAUUUUCACGGACAGUGAGAUUAAGGAUGAGUCAUUUUUGGAAUAUAUGAACAACGUUUUAUCAUCGGGUGAGGUCUCCAACCUAUUUGCUCGUGAUGAAGUUGAUGAAAUUAACAGUGAUCUCAUACCAGUCAUGAAAAGAGAACACCCCAGACGUCCUCCGACCAACGAGAACCUGUAUGAGUACUUCAUGAGUCGGGUCCGGCAGAACCUCCACAUUGUGCUCUGCUUUUCGCCGGUGGGGGAGAAAUUUCGAAAUCGAGCUUUGAAGUUCCCUGCCCUGAUUUCAGGAUGCACUGUUGACUGGUUCAGCCGAUGGCCGAAGGACGCCUUAAUUGCUGUGUCUGAACACUUCCUCUCUUCCUAUGAUAUUGACUGCAGUCUGAAAACCAAGAAGGAAGUGGUCCAGUGCAUGGGCUCCUUCCAGGAUGGGGUAGCUGAGAAGUGUGUUGAUUAUUUCCAGAGAUUCCGACGUUCUACCCACGUGACUCCCAAGUCAUAUCUGUCCUUCAUUCAGGGUUACAAGUUCAUAUAUGGAGAGAAGCAUGUGGAAGUGCAAACUCUGGCCAACAGAAUGAAUACUGGAUUGAAAAAGCUAAAAGAAGCUUCAGAGUCUGUUGCAGCUCUGAGCAAAGAACUGGAAGUGAAAGAAAAGGAGCUACAAGUGGCAAACUAUAAAGCUGACACGGUCUUAAAAGAAGUGACGAUGAAGGCACAGGCUGCCGAGAAGGUGAAGGCUGAGGUACAGAAGGUAAAGGACAAAGCACAAGCCAUUGUAGACGGCAUCUCUAAGGACAAAGCCAUUGCAGAAGAGAAACUGGAAGCAGCCAAACCAGCGUUAGAAGAAGCAGAAGCAGCCCUGCAGACCAUCAAGCCUUCGGACAUUGCCACCGUCCGCACGCUGGGCCGGCCCCCUCACCUCAUCAUGAGGAUCAUGGAUUGUGUGCUGCUGCUGUUUCAAAGGAAAGUCAAUGCAGUGAAAAUUGACCCGGAAAAAAGCUGUACAAUUCCUUCCUGGCAGGAAUCUUUAAAACUGAUGACUGCAGGGAACUUUUUACAGAACCUACAGCAAUUCCCAAAAGACACAAUCAAUGAAGAAGUGAUAGAAUUUUUAGGUCCUUACUUUGAAAUGGCAGACUACAACAUCGAAACUGCUAAACGUGUAUGUGGGAAUGUGGCCGGUCUUUGCUCCUGGACCAAAGCCAUGGCGUCCUUUUUUUCUAUAAACAGAGAAGUGUUGCCUCUGAAGGCCAACCUGGUGGUGCAGGAGAAUCGCUACGUCGUGGCCAUGCAGGACCUGCAGAAGGCCCAGGCGGAGCUGGACGACAAGCAGGCAGAGCUGGAUGUGGUGCAGGCCGAGUACGAACAGGCCAUGACGGAAAAGCAGACCUUGCUUGAAGAUGCUGAGCGGUGCAGACGUAAGAUGCAGACUGCCUCUGCACUGAUCGGUGGCUUGGCAGGAGAAAAAGAAAGAUGGACAGAGCAGAGUAAAGAGUUUGCUGCACAAACUAAAAGACUUGUAGGGGAUGUAUUGUUGGCCACGGCUUUUCUGUCUUAUUCUGGUCCAUUUAACCAAGAAUUUCGCAAUCUGAUGUUAAAUGACUGGCAGAAGGAAAUGAAAGCCCGGGAGAUUCCAUUUGCUGACAAUCUGAAUCUCAACGAGAUGUUGAUUGAUGCUCCUACGAUUAGUGAAUGGAACCUCCAAGGCCUACCAAAUGACGAUUUAUCCAUUCAGAACGGAAUUAUUGUCACAAAGGCAUCUCGCUAUCCGUUGUUAAUUGAUCCACAGACUCAAGGCAAGAUCUGGAUUAAAAAUAAAGAAAGCCAAAAUGAACUCCAGAUCACAUCUCUAAACCACAAGUACUUCAGGAACCACCUGGAGGACAGUCUUUCUCUUGGAAGGCCCUUGCUGAUCGAAGAUGUUGGGGAGGAACUAGAUCCAGCCCUGGAAAAUGUGUUGGAGAGAAACUUCAUUAAGACUGGAUCUACCUUUAAGGUGAAAGUCAGUGACAAGGAAGUAGAUGUGAUGCAUGGCUUCAGACUCUACAUUACCACCAAACUGCCCAACCCAGCCUACACCCCUGAAAUAAGUGCUCGAACCUCCAUCAUUGACUUCACUGUCACUAUGAAAGGUCUAGAAGACCAGUUACUGGGCAGAGUCAUUCUCACAGAGAAGCAGGAAUUGGAGAAAGAAAGAACUCAUCUUAUGGAAGAUGUGACCGCAAACAAAAGAAGAAUGAAGGAGCUAGAAGAUAAUUUGCUUUACCGGCUGACGAGUACCCAGGGGUCCCUGGUGGAAGACGAGGGUCUCAUUAUUGUGCUGAGUAACACAAAAAAGACCGCCGAAGAGGUGACACAGAAGCUGGAAAUUUCAGCUGAUACAGAAAUUCAAAUUAACUCAGCCCGGGAGGAGUACAGACCUGUGGCUACUCGGGGCAGCAUCCUCUACUUCCUCAUCACCGAGAUGCGCUUGGUUAAUGAGAUGUAUCAGACUUCGCUCCGCCAGUUUCUGGGCUUAUUUGACCUUUCCUUAGCCAGGUCUGUCAAGAGCCCAAUUACAAGCAAAAGAAUUGCUAAUAUCAUAGAACACAUGACCUAUGAGGUCUAUAAGUAUGCUGCCCGGGGCUUGUACGAGGAGCACAAAUUCCUGUUCACCUUGUUGCUUACACUGAAGAUUGACAUCCAGAGGAACUGGGUCAAGCAUGAGGAGUUUCUCACCCUUAUUAAAGGUGGUGCCUCAUUGGACCUUAAAGCUUGUCCUCCUAAACCAGCUAAAUGGAUCCUGGACAUGACCUGGUUGAAUUUGGUGGAACUCAGCAAACUUAGACAGUUUUCAGAUGUCCUUGAUCAGAUAUCAAGAAAUGAGAAAAUGUGGAAAAUUUGGUUUGAUAAGGAAAACCCUGAGGAGGAACCUCUUCCAAAUGCCUAUGAUAAAUCUCUUGACUGCUUUAGACGCCUUCUUCUUAUUAGAUCCUGGUGUCCUGACAGAACCAUUGCCCAGGCCCGCAAGUACAUCAUGGACUCCAUGGGAGAAAACUAUGCCGAAGGGGUCAUCCUGGACUUGGAAAAGACGUGGGAGGAAUCUGAUCCACGGACACCACUCAUCUGUCUCCUGUCUAUGGGCUCAGAUCCCACGGAUUCCAUCAUCGCCCUGGGGAAGAGAUUAAAAAUAGAAACCCGUUAUGUGUCCAUGGGCCAAGGCCAGGAGGUCCAUGCUCGCAAACUCUUGCAGCAGACUAUGGCAAACGGAGGAUGGGCACUUCUGCAGAACUGCCACCUAGGACUCGAUUUCAUGGAUGAGCUAAUGGACAUGGUUACAGAAACUGAGAUGGUACACGCUGCUUUCCGCCUGUGGAUGACCACUGAGGUUCAUAAGCAGUUUCCCAUCACACUCCUGCAAAUGGCCAUUAAAUUUGCCAAUGAGCCUCCGCAGGGCCUCCGGGCAGGGCUGAAGAGAACGUAUGGCGGUGUGAGCCAAGACCUGCUGGAUGUGAGCACGGUGGCCCAGUGGAAGCCCAUGCUGUACGCAGUGGCGUUCCUGCACUCCACGGUCCAGGAGAGGCGGAAGUUUGGUCCCCUAGGGUGGAACAUCCCUUAUGAAUUUAAUCAAGCGGACUUUAAUGCCACCGUGCAGUUCAUCCAAAACCACUUGGAUGACAUGGAUAUCAAAAAGGGUGUCUCCUGGUCUACUGUCCGCUACAUGAUAGGCGAAAUUCAAUAUGGAGGCAGAGUCACCGAUGACUAUGAUAAGAGACUGUUGAAUACAUUUGCUAAGGUUUGGUUCAGUGAAAAUAUGUUUGCACCGGAUUUCAGCUUUUACCAAGGAUACAAUAUUCCAAAAUGCAGCACAGUGGAUAACUAUCUUCACUAUAUCCAGAGUUUGCCCACCUACGACAGCCCCGAGGUCUUCGGGCUGCACCCCAAUGCCGACAUCACCUACCAGAGCAAGCUGGCCAAGGACGUGCUGGACACCAUCCUGGGCAUCCAGCCCAAGGACAGCUCUGGUGGCGGGGAUGAGACCCGGGAGGCCGUGGUGGCCCGGCUGGCCGACGACAUGCUGGAGAAGCUCCCCCCUGACUAUGGCCCAUUUGAGGUAAGAGAGAGGCUUCAAAAGAUGGGUGCAUUCCAGCCGAUGAACAUUUUCCUGAGGCAGGAGAUAGACAGAAUGCAGAGGGUGCUCACGCUGGUCCGCAGCACCCUGACCGAGCUGAAGCUUGCCAUCGAUGGCACCAUCAUCAUGAGUGAAAACCUUCGGGAUGCACUGAAUUGCAUGUUUGAUGCCAGAAUUCCUGCUCAGUGGAAAAAAGCGUCGUGGGUUUCAAGUACGUUGGGUUUCUGGUUUACUGAACUUUUAGAAAGAAACUGCCAGUUUACCUCCUGGGUUUUCAAUGGCCGACCUCACUGCUUCUGGAUGACCGGCUUCUUUAACCCCCAAGGAUUUUUGACUGCAAUGCGGCAGGAGAUAACUCGGGCCAACAAAGGCUGGGCUCUGGACAAUAUGGUGCUUUGCAAUGAAGUCACCAAGUGGAUGAAGGAUGACAUCGCUGCCCCUCCCACAGAGGGUGUGUACGUCUAUGGCUUGUAUCUUGAAGGCGCUGGCUGGGACAAGAGGAACAUGAAGCUCAUCGAGUCCAAACCAAAAGUGCUCUUUGAGUUGAUGCCUGUCAUAAGGAUUUAUGCAGAAAACAACACUCUAAGAGAUCCUCGGUUUUACUCCUGUCCCAUCUAUAAGAAGCCGGUCCGAACGGACUUGAAUUACAUCGCUGCUGUGGACCUCAGGACGGCCCAGACUCCUGAACACUGGGUGCUCCGUGGGGUCGCCCUCCUCUGUGAUGUCAAGUAAUAUGGGGCUUGUCCCCCACCCAGUACUUUGGAAAAUGCAGCCUACAGAUGACCAGACCCUUUAUCUUCUAUGAGCAAUGAACACUGUGUAAAUCUGGUUGAUCAUGAUUAAUGAGCUGCAUAGGGUUUCCUUCUCCUCAGUCGGAUGCUUAAUUACAUUUAACCGGUUUCAUCAUUAAUGACCGAUCACUGUGUUUGCUGAAAAGUUGCUUGGAGAUUUAAAAGUAAAAUUUAUAACUUCCUAAUGAAGCGUGGCCCUCAAAUCCACAGUAAUAUAUUUUUUCCUCCUUGAAGUCUAAGGACUGACUAGGUUGAGCAGAUGGUAUUUUCCUUGAAAGGAUUAUUCUUCUGUUAAUGUGCUUCUGGUGACAGCCCCGUUCUCUAAGGUGACACGGCAAGUUUGUGCUGAUUUUGCUUUAUUUGCCUUUUGCAUUUAGGUCAGGUUGAGAGAUUUAUGUUCAUGGCUCAAGCAGCCAAUUAAAAAAAGACCUCUUAAAAAAUAGAAGGACAUAGAAGACUGGAAUAAGAAUGUGAUUGGGUGAAUACACAAUUCAUGUAAUCCUGAAGAAUUAACAUGUAGAAUCAUGUUCAACUCCACUGAUAAUUAAUAAUGAGAUACUAAUUGAUAUCUGUUAUAAGAAAAAAAAUGAAAGCUAGAAGUAAAUUGUGGUGAAGUCUUUGUCAAAUGAUUCAAUCAAGACUCCUAGAGCAAUGUAAAUUGACCCAUCCUUUUUGUAAAAUAAUUAAGUAACUAAGCUCAGAAAGAGCCAUAAAAAAGUUCACAGGCUUUGAUUCUUAUUUUCUCUCCUGGAAAUCUAUACUAAGGAAACCAUUUAAAAGACCUAACAAAUUCAUGUGCAAAAAUGUAUUCAAUAACAGAAAUAAAUGAAAAAUACCCUAAAGGUUCAAUACUAAGGCUAUGUUUAAGGAAAUUAGGAGAUAUUAGGCAGCCAUGAACAGCAGUAUUAAACAUUUAAUAAUAUAGAAAUGGUAAGCACAUAUUAACUUAAAGAUAGUUAACAAAAUAUUGAGUACUGUGAUUAUAACUGUAAAAUGUAUUUAGACAAUAACAUGGAAAAAAAAACAGACAUGAUAGCACGGUAAAGGUUUCUGUUGACUUAAAAAAUAUAAUGAUUGUAAGAAAAAAAUAGGGAAAGAAUAAAAGUCUUAGAUGGUGUAUGGGGACUUCACAUGGGCUUUCAUUAUUUAAGGAAGUUUUCAUAUAUUUUUUAUUUUAAAUUCAGUUCUAGGCAUAAAUUAUGAACCACUUCAUUUAUAACCUAUUGACUAGAAAACUUGGUCAGUAUUAAAUUAGAAUUGUGUUUUACAAAUGUUACCUUUAGUUCUGCAUUACUUGUUUCUACAUAAAAGGUUUCAUCGGGAUGGAGGGUUAUAGGGAGACAGGUGUAAUCCCUCUCACUAGGCUUCACUCUGUGAUAAGUAUGAAUUUAUGCUAAUUAUGAUGAGUUAGACCUGAGUGGUUCAUGUGGCUCCUACCCAUCUUCUACCUUGACACCCAAAUCGCUGAUUUGAUUCUCUGUGUCACCCAACCUACUGUUUAUUCCUUCCAGUGUAUGCUUUAUUUCAACUAUUGUAUUCUCCAUUUCAGAUUAAUCCUUUUUUUAUGGACUCCUACCCUUCUUGGAUGAUGCUGUUUUUAUUUGAGCAGUUUCUUUUUGUCUGAGUUAAUAUAUCAGUUGAUUUUUGUAGAUUGUAGUCAAGCCAUCAUUUUAUUUUGAAGAACAUAUAAUGAAAAUGUGAAAAUAAUGAGAAUUAAUAAAUUUUUUUAAAUGAA